CCAAGGGCCCUGUUGAAGGUUUAUUUUGGCUUAUUUGGCUUCCCGGUUGCUACCGUAGGUGGUAUUUACUGGAUCUGGAUCACAAUGGUUUAAAAUCCUAAUAGAGAGGCUAUAAGGGGUGGCGUUUAGAGCGCGAGUAGCUCCUUUAUUUCUGCAUUAUAUAUAAUGGUAAAUAUGUAGCUGGCUGACUGCAGUACUUGGAGAGAAACGGGACGCGAUCGGGAUCGCAUUUGGACAAGCCGAAGAGGACGGUGGAAGGGCUGGCCAAUCGGAGGAUCGUGAGGCGCAGUCUGGGAAAGGAGGGUAAACACUACAAAAUCUUUGUGCCCGAGCGCGCAGGGUGACUCGCUCGCUAUGACAGAGCCGGGUUCGAAAUGGGCUUGUGAGUACUGCACGUACGAGAACUGGCCGUCUGCAAUCAAGUGCACCAUGUGCCGAGCCGUGAGACCCGGUGGCACCAUCAUCACCGAGGACCCCUUCAAGAGUGGCUGGGCUCGAAAGCCCUGGCGAGAUUGGGGCCCCUCUCCUCCCAGCAGGGACACUGCCCUGCUAAUAUGCCCUGAUCAGAUUGCCCAUGAAGCAGUUGCCAAAUGGUCCUGCCACAUCUGCACCUACCUGAACUGGCCGCGUGCAGUGAGGUGCACGCAGUGCCUCUGUCAGCGGUCCUGCAGUCCCGUCGAGGUGAUCCAGACUCCGGGACCUGUGUCCCAGCCACCGACGUCUCCGUCACCCCCUCUGACGGACUUCUGCGCGGCAAACAAUGACCGCAACAAGCCCCCGGCUCAUGAGCAGCACUGUACAGCUUGUGGGUCUAGUGAACCGGGGACAUUAGGGCAACCCAAGCGUGACUGUUCCCUCGCCGCCACCGACGAACGGGACCAGCAGCAGGGAUGCUGCAGCGGGGAGCAGAGGAGGUCCUCCUCCAAUCCUGAGAGCCAGCCGGCGGUAACCGUGGACUUCCAGAGAAUCGAGCUGGCAGCUGCGAGCAGCAGCAGCGGCAGCAAGGAGGAGAAGGAAAACAGCUUAAAAGAGCUGAAGCUGAUUCAAAACAGGUUGAGGAAGACAGACUUGUUGUUUCUCAAUGCCUGUGUAGGUGUGGUGGAGGGUGACCUGCCCCCUGUGGAGGCCUACAAGUCGGCGGGGGGGGACAUCUCCAGGCAGCUGACGGCUGAGGAGGCAAACCUCCUGAAUCGACCGUCCGCUUUCGACGAGGGCUUUACGCUGGUCCACUUGGCCAUCCGCUUCCAGAGGCAGGACAUGCUGGCCGUGCUCCUCACAGAGGUCUCUGGGCAAGCGGCCAAACGCAUCCCAGCCAUGGUGAGUCUGGAGCUGACGGAGCAGAUCCGGAGGGAGGUAGCUGCGUCUCUCCAACAGCGCAAGGGGGACUUCGCCUGCUACUUCCUCGCAGACCUCGUCACGUUCACCCUUCCGGCAGAUAUCGAGGACUUACCCCCUACUGUUCAAGAGAAGCUGUUUGAUGAGGUCCUUGAUCGAGACGUACAAAAAGAACUGGAGGAGGAAUCUCCCAUUAUAAACUGGUCACUGGAGCUGGGAAGCCGUCUGGAUAGCAGACUUUACGCCCUGUGGAAUCGCACUGCGGGAGAUUGCUUGCUGGAUUCUGUGCUACAGGCCACUUGGGGCAUCUACGAUAAGGACUCUGUGCUCCGCAAAACUCUCCAUGACAGCCUGCAUGACUGCUCACACUGGUUCUACAUGCGCUGGAAAGAGUGGGAGUCGUGGUACUCACAGAGCUGCGGCCUGCAGUUCUCCUUGCGGGAAGAACAGUGGCAGGAAGACUGGGCAUUCAUCUUGUCAUUGGCCAAUCAGCCCAGGGCCAGCCUGGAGCAGACACACAUUUUUGUUCUUGCACACAUUUUCCGUCGGCCCAUCAUAGUUUAUGGAGUGAAGUAUUACAAGAGUUUUCGUGGUGAAGCACUAGGGUACACUCGAUUUCAAGGCGUUUACUUGCCUUUGCUGUGGGAGCAGAGCUUCUGCUGGAAGAACCCCAUCGCUCUGGGUUACACGCGGGGCCACUUCACAGCCCUGGUGGCCAUGGAGAACGACGGCUAUGACAGCCGAGGGGCGGGCGCCAACCCCAACGUGGACGAUGACGUCACGGUGAUCUUCUUGCCGCUGGUGGACAGCGACAGGAAGUUGCUACAUAUCCACUUCCUGUCAGCCCCGGAGAUGGGGAGUGAGGAGCGACAGGAGAGGCUGCUACGGGAGUGGCUGGACUGCUGUGUUACGGAGGGCGGCCUGCUGGUGGCGCUGCAGAAGAGCUCUCGUAGGAGGACCCAUCCACUCGUGGCACAGAUGCUGGACAGGUGGAUGGACGGCUAUCGGCAGAUCCGACCGCACGCCGCUCUGUCAGACGGUGAAGAGGACGAUGAGGAUGACGACACAUGAGGACUUAGAAAUCAGCGUGUCCUUAAAUCAUCAUCAGGCUGGAUUAUUCAUUUUGUAUUUUUUAAGUUCACGUGGGGUGUAUGAAAUGAAGCAGCAACACAAAUAGAAUUCAAUAUCAACCGAAACAAACACUGCAUUGAUUGCAUAGUCAGAAAUAAGCUACCACUGGGUAUAUAAGGAGAUUGAUUCCUGCUUUGAGAAUAUCUGAGUAGUCAGAGCAACCUAUAGGCUUAAUUCCAGUUCCCGAGUAGCCCAGCUAUAGAGGUAUGAUAGCUAAAUCACACUAAAUCAUUUGUUCAUGCUUACAUUAUUAUGAUGUCGCAUGUGUAGCGAACCAUUUAAACUACUAAUGUUAAGUCAAAUUCCAGGACAUUUGCAUUGGAUAAAGGACCUGUUAAUACUGCCUUUACAACACCAGUGGCUUUCAAUUGGUCUGUUUACCCUUCUUUGCCCCACAUGUAGUCAUCUGGAGCUGACAGUGAUUAUAUCAAUUCCGUAGACCUGUAUCUCUAUGUAGACAAAUAUUGCAAAAGGAAUUUGGCAGGAUUGGUUACAGUGCAAGAGGGAAACAAGCAAAAAUAAAUGCAAUUAUUUAUAUUAAUAUAAUAUUCCUAUUCAUAGUCCCCAUUUCACAGCAUUUUCAGUAAAGAUUCCAAAUCAAAAAGAUCAAACUUUCCAUAACUAGGCAGACUGACUAUUUUGAGACAUAAAAUUGAGCAGACAUAGAAGCUAAAGCUAAAUGCACUCUGCAAUUAAUUUGUAUUUGUAAAUGUGUUGCACUAUUCAAUUACUAAAACACAGAAAAGCCAGACACGGCUAAAGUAGCGUUCUCUCACUUAGCAUAUAGACUGUAUAACAGCGCCCCCUUCUGGAAGUUAUGUAAGUGAAUGGCCAAGGGUAACAGGAUUAGUCUAGCCACAAAAUUAAAUUUGCAUUUUGACAGCAGUGAUAUUGGAUACUGAAGCACUUUUAAACACUGCUUUCCGGAGUAUGUAUGAUACUCUCAAAGGAGGUUAAUUACCAUGACAUGUAAAUGUUGCGUAAUUUACAGAUGAAACAAAUUGAUAAUAAAAUAGUAGUACAUUUUUAAAGUGUCAUCACUCUGCCUUUUAAAAUUAAGGCAUUGUUAAGUGUUUUUGGGGAAAAUUGGAUAUAAAUUUGCUAAGCCAAGCAUUAAUAUUAUGUAUCUAUUAUAUGUGUGUGUAUGAGUGAAUAAAGACAUUUCACGUGA
This is a messenger RNA of Paramormyrops kingsleyae, 3637 nucleotides long. RefSeq names its product zinc finger, RAN-binding domain containing 1b (gene zranb1b). NCBI's taxonomy places the organism in Eukaryota, Metazoa, Chordata, Actinopteri, Osteoglossiformes, Mormyridae. Gene Ontology annotation, cellular component: nucleus; cytoplasm. Gene Ontology annotation, biological process: protein K33-linked deubiquitination; positive regulation of Wnt signaling pathway; cytoskeleton organization. The record is from RefSeq and is a predicted model, not a curated record. Gene Ontology annotation, molecular function: K63-linked polyubiquitin modification-dependent protein binding; cysteine-type deubiquitinase activity.